Danaus chrysippus (African queen) is the source of this 654-nucleotide messenger RNA. NCBI's taxonomy places the organism in Eukaryota, Metazoa, Arthropoda, Insecta, Lepidoptera, Nymphalidae. The record is from the annotation of a GenBank genome assembly.
AUGAUGCUGUUCAAUUUAUCUACUCUCCUAUCCCUGGUAUUAGCUUUAGAUGUGGCCUCAGCUCUGUACUUCCAUAUAGCUGAAGGGGAACGAAAAUGUUUUAUAGAAGAAAUCCCAGAUGACACUACAGUAAUCGUUAACUAUAAAGUGGAGUUAUAUGACCCUCGGUCGGGAGGAUUCAUGCCUUCAUCGCCUGGUAUUGGUAUGCAUGUUGAAGUUCGUGAUCCCAAUGACCGGGUGGUACUCUCUCGAGUAUAUUCAUCAGAGGGAAUGAUUUCAUUUACUUCUAACAACCCUGGAGAGCAUGUCAUCUGUAUGUACUCCAACAGCACUUCCUGGUUUAGUGGUUCACAACUGAGGGUACACUUAGACAUCCAAGUGGGCGAGCAUGCAGUUGAUUAUGCCAAUGUAGCUCAGAAGGACAAGCUGACUGAACUUCAGUUGAGAAUAAGACAGUUGCUUGAUCAAGUACAUCAGAUUACCAAGGAACAAAGUUAUCAGAGGCGUCGCGAAGAAAGAUUCAGACAGACAUCGGAAAGCACACAUCAAAGAGUAUUAUGGUGGAGUUUGAUGCAAACAGGAGUCCUCGUCGGCAUCGGUUACUGGCAGAUGAGACAUCUCAAGAGUUUCUUUGAGGCUAAGAAAUUAGUUUAA